Messenger RNA from Poeciliopsis prolifica (blackstripe livebearer), 1772 nucleotides. Its product is annotated as sialidase-4-like. Bases 92 to 1243 code for a protein of 383 amino acids. NCBI's taxonomy places the organism in Eukaryota, Metazoa, Chordata, Actinopteri, Cyprinodontiformes, Poeciliidae. Gene Ontology annotation, cellular component: lysosome; cytoplasm; membrane. Gene Ontology annotation, molecular function: exo-alpha-sialidase activity. The transcript is spliced from 2 exons. The record is from RefSeq and is a predicted model, not a curated record. Gene Ontology annotation, biological process: oligosaccharide catabolic process; ganglioside catabolic process.
CCCAUUACAAAAAAAUCGUUAUAAGCAGACCGUUGUUUCUUCAACUCUUGUCUAAUUCGGUAGUUCAUCAUUUUUCUCUCUGUUAGCAUCCAUGGGUAAAAGCAGUUCGAAGAGUCGCAAACCGAGAUUUGAAAAAGAAAUCGUUUUUAAGUCCAAGAAAGGAGAAGUGUUCAAGAUUCCUGCUAUUUACUACAACGACAACGAUAAAACGUUGUUUGCCUUUGCAGAGAAGCGGACAUCCCAAGAGGAUUCUGACGUAGUGGCUCUGGUCAUGAGAAAAGGGAAAGUGAACCGGAAGUCGGAAGUGAAGUGGUCAAAGCCUAAAGAAAUAGUGAAGAAUUGCGACUGUGGAUAUCGUCCAAUGAACCCAUGUGUUGUGUAUGAAAAACACACACAGACACUGUUCCUAUUCUUCAUCUAUGUCAAUAAGACAGAGUUAUGGCAGAUAGAGCAUCACAAGAACAAGGCCCGUCUGCGCUACAUCUCAAAGAAGAAGAAGGACAAGAAGUGGAGUAAAUUCACUGAGGUUACCAACCUGCUGCCUGUGUUUAAAAACUGGUCUACGUUUGCUAUUGGACCAGGCCACGGCAUUCAAACUAAGAGUGGCAGAAUGAUUGUUCCAGCUUAUGCGUUCACAAAAGACAAAGAACCGACUCCACAUGCAUUCUGCUUUUAUAGUGAUGAUUGUGGUAAGACAUGGGAAUGUGAGGAAAUGCUGCCUGAAACAUCGAUGGAAUGUGAGAUGACUGAAAUUUUUGAUGGCAACAGAGAUCGCUUAAUCUACUGCAGUGCUCGCAAUCUAGGAGGCCAACGAGUCCAAGCUACGAUAGAUCAGACUGGUUUCCAUACACUCACAACUAUUUCACCCCUUGAGGAAGUACAGAAAGGUUGCCAGGGGAGUGUGAUUUCCUUCCCAGCUCAGACUGGAGAUGCAAAAACCAGUCAGGAAAAGUGGCUACUAUUUUCACACCCAACAAAGCAGAAGUCAAUUUGGGAAAGACUUGAUUUGGGAGUGUAUCUGAGCACAUCCCCAGUGACAUCAGUUGCAGAAUUUAAUGUAGAGUGGAGCAAACCCUGGGUCAUUAACAAGGGGCCCAGUGGUUACUCUGACCUGACCUACAUUGAAGAUGGCUGGUUUGCAUGUCUGAUGGAGUGUGGAGAGAAAUCUCCUACAGAUGAUAUAGCAUGUCAGGUGUUCAGCUAUGACGAGGUCCUGAAGGGCAUUGCAGGCUUCCAGACUUGAGAAAACUGUAGCAUCAUUUUUCAAUCAAAGAAUAUUUUGUGUGGUGUAAUUAGUACAAUGUAGACCUCAUGUUGAGUCCUUCAGCAGCUAUCAAACGUUCUGUUAAUAAAUCACAUAUUUCUGUAUUAAAAUUGUUUAUUGUAUUGUUCCAAUGUAAUAUUUCAAUUUUAAUUGUUGUGUUUUCAUUAGCUAUGCGCAGAAAGCAGAAGCUAAACCAUUUGUAUCCUCUGCAACAACUGUUCUAAGUUAGCAGGGCUUCAUAGCCACAUUGCCUUUAUCUGAUUCUCUUCAAUUUGGUUUGCUUUAAUGAAUAUUAACUAUUUUAAACUGAAAAUGUGGAAUUAAAAAAUGAUUUAGUUCUAUGUAAUCUGAAAGUGUUUUCAUCAUACUCGGUCAGAAUAUUGUGAAUAUGUGUUCAAGGUCAGUGUCCAUUUCUUUAUGCUCAAACUGCAUGUACUAUAUUUUUAUUUUUUGACUUAUCUUUGAAUUUAUAUGUUUUUAAGCAAACCCCUGUCAUCUUUGGGACACA